UUCUCCAAUUGGAUGCGAAGUUUCAAAUGUUCCUUGUUCUAAAUGCUCGGGGAAAACCAAAAGGAGAAGAAUGCAGAGGGUACCGAUCUUUCCAACCGUAAAACGGAAGAUUUGGAAAACCGUAACAAAAAGGAAACGGUGAAGUUUUGCAAUAUCACAACUGCACAUUCUAAAUGUAGUAAUAACAAUGACUAUGACUCUCAAAUACUAAAAUCUAAAAUCAAAGCUGUAACGAGUCUUGUAAAGGAAUUAGAAGACAACAUACUGGAGGCAAAUCAAAAUGAUAAAAAAAUAUUUCUAAAAAUACAAACUGAUAGUAUGAAAAAUCAGAUAUUGUCUUCUCAGUUAGAAGAUGCCAAAAAGGAAAAUAAACAACUAAUGAACGUUUUACAGCAGAGAUAUGGCGACCAAACGUCGUCAAGAACAACGUCCCGUUCGAACAUGGAUUGUUCUUAUUCGACGGUUAGCAUGGUGAAUUUGCAAUAUAAAUACGAAGAACUUUUGGCUAACUACGAAGGUCUGUUGAAAGUCUUGGACACGAAAGGGAAGGAAAUAAAUAAAUGCCAUUCUGAAAACGAGGACCUGAGGAACCAGGUUAGAGAUACGUCAACGAGCUUAACUGAAUGCCAACAGGAAAUUAACAAAAUUUGUAAAAAGUAUUUGGUCUUGAAGCAACGGAAAGAUAGAAAAGUACGAGCGAAAUAAGUCAGA
This is a messenger RNA of Agrilus planipennis (emerald ash borer), 711 nucleotides long. RefSeq lists its product as uncharacterized. NCBI's taxonomy places the organism in Eukaryota, Metazoa, Arthropoda, Insecta, Coleoptera, Buprestidae. Bases 43 to 705 code for a protein of 220 amino acids. The transcript is spliced from 4 exons. The record is from RefSeq and is a predicted model, not a curated record.